Messenger RNA from Dovyalis caffra, 183 nucleotides. NCBI's taxonomy places the organism in Eukaryota, Viridiplantae, Streptophyta, Magnoliopsida, Malpighiales, Salicaceae. The record is from the annotation of a GenBank genome assembly.
AUGGUUGAAAAUAAAGAGGGUGAAGGUCAAGAGAAAGAAAUCAAGGCUAAACUAAAGUUGAGUUGGGUGCGAUUUGGAGAGAGGGAGGCAGGUCAUGUUAAAGUUGGGUGUUUUUCAGGCGGGUCCGGGUGGGCAUCUGCUAUGUCCAGCACAAUUACAGCUAUGGAAUCCAUCCAGGCCUGA